Messenger RNA from Austrofundulus limnaeus, 4836 nucleotides. Its product is annotated as plasma membrane calcium-transporting ATPase 1. Gene Ontology annotation, cellular component: plasma membrane; intracellular membrane-bounded organelle. The record is from RefSeq and is a predicted model, not a curated record. Gene Ontology annotation, biological process: regulation of cytosolic calcium ion concentration; calcium ion transmembrane transport. Lineage: Eukaryota; Metazoa; Chordata; Actinopteri; Cyprinodontiformes; Rivulidae. Gene Ontology annotation, molecular function: P-type calcium transporter activity; ATP hydrolysis activity; ATP binding. Bases 576 to 4325 code for a protein of 1249 amino acids. The transcript has 21 exons.
GGGUGGGGGUGUGUUCCCAAAUGAAAGGAAAAGCAGCAAAGCUGUCAGAUGUGAGAGAAAAGAACCUUGAGUUCUUGUGUUGCAGGUCCUGGCCCUGGUUGUGGUUCUGGUCCGAGCUGCUGCAGCCUGAGCAGACCUGAUGCAGAGAGGCAGCAGGCUUUUUGGCGCUCACUGAAGCCACAGAUUGUCUAAUUAGAUUAAGCGAGGCUUUCCUCAGAUAAUCAUUUAGCCAGCUCUGCUUUUUUUUCUUCUUCUUUCUCUUCUAAUGGAGUGCUGCUGCAGCCUGCCUGCUCCUCAGAGGUCAGUCUGAAUUUCUUCACAGUUCAGGGGGUAAAACUCACUUUUUUUUGGGCGAGCCAUUGAGCAGAGAGAGAGAGGCGGUUGAAGAGCUUUGGCCGGGUUAUGGGCUGCUUCUGGAGCUGGGACUGUCAUCAGAGUAAUCGGACUAAUACCUGCUGCUAACAGGAGACCAUGGAGGAAGUUUCUUCGCAACGCAGUUCCUGUCAGGAACCAUCUGCACCUCAGGCCUGCCACUGAGGCGACGUCUUUCAGGAAGGCUCCCAGCAAAGGAAAACAUGGCCAAAAACUCUUUCCGAGGCUCCAAAUUCGGCCGCCGUGGCGAGGCCAACCACGAGGCGGAGUUCAGCUGCUCCCUGCAGGAUCUGUGCUCGCUCAUGGAGCUGAGGGGAGAGGAGGCGAUCACCAGGAUCCAGGAAUCUUAUGGAGGUGUGAACGGACUGUGUACCAGACUCAGGACGUCUCCUGUAGAAGGUCUGGACGGAAAACCAGAGGACAUCGACAGAAGAAAACAAGAGUUUGGACAGAACAUCAUCCCUCCUAAAAAGCCAAAGACCUUUUUGCAGUUAGUGUGGGAGGCCUUGCAGGACGUCACGCUCAUCAUCCUGGAGAUGGCAGCCAUUAUUUCUCUAGGCCUUUCUUUCUACAAUCCGCCAAUCGCUGACAGACAGAAUUGUGGCAACGCAGCUGGGGGUGUGGAGGACGAGGGCGAGGCGGAGGCCGGGUGGAUCGAAGGCGCCGCCAUCCUCCUGUCCGUGGUGUGCGUGGUCCUGGUGACGGCCUUCAACGACUGGAGCAAAGAGAAGCAGUUCAGGGGUCUUCAGAGCCGCAUCGAGCAGGAGCAGAAGUUCACUGUGAUCCGAGGGGGGCAGCUCAUCCAGAUCAAAGUCUCUGAGAUUGUUGUCGGAGACAUCGCACAAGUUAAAUAUGGUGACCUCCUCCCAGCUGAUGGGAUCCUAAUUCAGGGCAACGAUCUGAAGAUUGAUGAAAGCUCCUUGACUGGAGAAUCGGACCACGUCAAGAAGAGUCUCAACAAAGACCCCAUGCUGCUGUCAGGCACACAUGUUAUGGAGGGCUCGGGCAAAAUGGUGGUCACUGCUGUGGGUGUGAACUCGCAGACUGGGAUCAUCUUCACGCUGCUCGGUUCCACUGAAGACGGUGAUGGAGACGGCGAGGACAAAAAGGACAAGAAGAAGGAGGACAAGAAAAACAAGGACAGAAAGGACAAGAAGAGUAAAAAAGAAGACAAAAGUAAAAAAGGGAAAGAGGACGGACACAAAACAGAUGGAGCCGCCACGGAGGUACAGCCGCUCAAUGAGGACGGAGAACUGCAGAAGAAGAAGAAAAACCUCCCGAAGAAAGAGAAAUCAGUCCUGCAGGGGAAGCUGACCAAACUGGCUGUGCAGAUUGGCAAAGCAGGCCUGUUCAUGUCGACACUCACGGUCAUCAUUCUCAUCACUCGCUUUCUGAUCGAUACCUUCUCGAUUCAGGGGCUGCCUUGGACCGCUGAGUGUGCAUCUAUCUACGUGCAGUUCCUGGUCAAGUUCUUCAUCAUCGGUGUGACGGUGCUGGUGGUGGCUGUGCCUGAAGGUCUCCCUCUGGCCGUCACCAUCUCACUCGCAUACUCAGUCAAGAAAAUGAUGAAGGACAACAACCUGGUUCGCCACCUGGACGCCUGUGAAACGAUGGGCAACGCCACAGCCAUUUGCUCUGACAAGACCGGCACACUGACCAUGAAUCGGAUGACGGUGGUGCAGGUCUACGUCGCUGGACGACACUACAACAAGGUGCCAGAGCCGGACCUCAUCCCAACAAAGAUCCUAGACCUUCUCAUCCUUGGCAUUGGGGUCAACUGUGCCUACACCACCAAGAUUAUGCCACCAGAGAAAGAGGGGGGUCUGCCCCGCCAGGUGGGAAACAAGACAGAAUGUGCCUUACUAGGACUCAGCCUUGACCUGCACAGAGACUACCAGGCCAUCCGAAACCAAAUCCCAGAGGAGAGUAUUUUCAAAGUUUACACCUUUAACUCUGCGAGGAAGUCCAUGAGCACCGUGCUGAGAAACAAUGAUGGAAGCUACCGCAUGUUCAGUAAAGGAGCCUCUGAGAUCCUGCUUAAGAAGUGCUGCAAGAUCCUGACUGCGAGCGGUGAGUGCAAGGUUCUAAAAUCUAAAGAUCGGGAGGAAAUGGUGAAGAAAGUGAUCGAGCCGAUGGCAUCAGAGGGACUACGGACCAUCUGCCUCGCCUACAGAGAAUUUCCCACAACUGAGGGAGAGCCCAGCUGGGACAAUGAAACGGAGAUCCUUACUGGACUUACAUGCAUUGCUGUUGUUGGCAUUGAGGACCCUGUAAGACCUGAGGUACCAGAAGCCAUCAGGAAGUGCCAGCGGGCCGGGAUCACUGUCCGCAUGGUGACAGGAGACAACAUCAACACUGCCAGAGCCAUCGCCAGCAAAUGUUGCAUUUUGCAACCUGGAGAUGACUUCUUGUGUUUGGAGGGCAAAGAGUUCAACCAACGGAUCCGCAACGAGAUGGGCGAGAUUGAACAGGAACGCAUCGAUCAGAUUUGGCCCAAACUGAGAGUUCUGGCUCGAUCAUCUCCAACAGACAAACACACCUUGGUUAAAGGUAUCAUCGACAGCAUGGUCCUGGAGCAGAGGCAGGUUGUUGCUGUGACUGGAGACGGAACAAAUGAUGGUCCUGCCCUGAAGAAAGCUGACGUUGGCUUUGCUAUGGGCAUCGCAGGGACGGAUGUAGCAAAGGAGGCGUCUGACAUCAUCCUGACAGACGAUAACUUCACCAGCAUCGUCAAGGCCGUGAUGUGGGGCAGGAACGUGUAUGACAGCAUCUCCAAGUUCUUGCAGUUCCAGCUGACGGUUAAUGUGGUUGCUGUCACCGUGGCUUUCGCCGGAGCCUGCAUCACACAGGAUUCACCCCUGAAAGCUGUACAGAUGUUAUGGGUCAACCUGAUCAUGGACACCUUCGCCUCAUUAGCUCUCGCCACCGAGCCUCCGACAGAGGCACUGCUGCUCAGAAACCCGUACGGACGCAAAAAGCCGCUCAUUUCAAGGACCAUGAUGAAGAACAUUCUGGGACACGCCAUCUACCAGCUGACAAUAAUCUUCACUCUCCUCUUCGUUGGUGAGAAGAUGUUCGACAUCGACGACGGCAGAAACGCGCCCCUCCAUGCCUCGCCCUCUGAGCACUACACCAUCGUUUUCACCACUUUUGUCCUCAUGCAGAUUUUCAACGAGUUCAACGCACGCAAGAUUCACGGAGAGCGGAACGUCUUCGAGGGCGUUUUCAGGAAUCCCAUCUUCUGCUCCAUCCUCCUGGGAACCUUUGUUGUCCAGAUAGUCAUUGUGCAGUUUGGUGGGAAGCCGUUCAGCUGUGCUCCACUCUCCAUUGAACAGUGGCUGUGGUGUGUCUUUCUGGGCUUCGGCAGUCUCCUGUGGGGACAGCUCGUGUCCAGCGUCCCCACCAGCUGGCUACGCUUCCUGAAAACCGCAGGUCACGGCACGCAGCAGGAGGAGAUCCCCGAGGAGGAGCUGGAGGAGCUGGAGGACAAAGAUGAGAUCGAUCACGCUGAGAUGGAGCUCAGGAGGGGCCAGGUGCUCUGGUGCCGUGGCCUGAACCGCAUCCAGACCCAGAUCCGUGUGGUGAACGCCUUCAGGGACAGCAUGUCCCCUUACAAAGGUCUGGAGACCCCCGAGUCUCGCAGCUCCAUUCACAACUUUAUGAGCCAACCUGAGUUCCGCAUCGAGGACUUUGACACACAGAUCCCCCUGAUCGACGAAAACGAGGACGAGGACAGCCCCCCCACCAAACGGAACUCCAUCAUCCCCCCACCACUGACGGGCCUCUCCCACCUGCCCCCCGUCCCGCCCUCACCCCACCAGAACAACAACGCCACGGAGCGCAUCGUCCCGCUGCACAAAGACGGCUCCAGGUCCAGCGUGGUCCCGCCUUACUCUGCGGGGCUUCCUCCCUGUCCCGGAAGCCCCCUGCACAGUUUGGAGACCUCGCUCUGAAGCCCCCCCACCACACACUUCCUGUUGCAGUUCAGUGUAAACAAGAAGAGUUCAGGCUGAGAGAUGAGGACUUGAAAUGACUUUUCUGAUUGGUUCUGGUUAGGAGGUGACCUGCUGAUGUUUCAGGGUCCUGGAGUCUUUAGAUAGAAGACCCUCAGAGGACCACCGCUUCCUUCUUUCAUAGACAAAAGUUGUUCAGGGAAAGUGUUUGUGAAACCAUCCAUCUUCAGUUUUCAUGUGUAAAUGUUGAUGUAGUCAGAGCUGAUGUAAAUACUCAGUUUGUCAGGAGACACGAGUUUGACCUUUAAAAUCUGUGACUGAAAUGUUUAGAUUUUAUUCUUACAGAAAUUUGUGUUUCUAGAGAGAGGAAACCUUGAAGACAUGUCUUUUUGUGUUUGUUUCAAAAGAUGGAAAACAAGUGUUUAUUAAACAUUUGAAAUAAAUUGCCACUAAAUGAAAGUGUUUGUAGCCUCUAUGCAUUUUUGAUUAAAGGAUGGCCACUCUCACAUUA